Clunio marinus is the source of this 411-nucleotide messenger RNA. The record is from the annotation of a GenBank genome assembly. NCBI's taxonomy places the organism in Eukaryota, Metazoa, Arthropoda, Insecta, Diptera, Chironomidae.
AUGAGUCGAAUUUAUGAAGAUGGAUGUAAGAAGUGUUUUUACGAUGUGCGGAAGAUGAACGAAAUAUUUUCACCCUCACAUGAACAUUCUCACGGUGAAUUGGAAACGCAAAUCACUUUGGGAACGAAUGCAAUUUCGAAUGAUAAAGAAAUGACUAAAGUGGCGACAACUCGGCAGCUUGGAGACAAUGAAAACAUUUUCACGCUACAAGCUUCAAAGUAUCCAGGACGUGAUGUUGCGGUCGAAGUAAAAUUAAGAAUCUUGGCAUUUUAUUUACCAUUUGUAAAUAAGAGAAAGCCAGGAAAAGUCUUUGAAGUUUCACAAAUGAAACUAAGGUUUUGUCAUGGGAACAUCAGCACGUGUAAUGAUCGCAGCUUUGAAAAGGCGGUGCUUAGUACGCAAAAGCGUUGA